Messenger RNA from Suillus bovinus, 1209 nucleotides. RefSeq lists its product as uncharacterized. The transcript is spliced from 3 exons. The coding region runs from base 1 to 1209 and encodes 402 amino acids. Gene Ontology annotation, cellular component: nucleus. The record is from RefSeq and is a predicted model, not a curated record. Gene Ontology annotation, biological process: proteasome localization; nuclear protein quality control by the ubiquitin-proteasome system. Lineage: Eukaryota; Fungi; Basidiomycota; Agaricomycetes; Boletales; Suillaceae.
AUGGCAAAUCUUGUCCAUCCCCCGCUUGAUUUCUUACACAACCCAGCCACUCAUCCGCCAUCCUACUUAGGUUUUGGUUUUGGUCUUUCAGUAAACUCCGGAGCUAGUUGGCAGUCUGCAAUGACCAUGGGACAUACGCAGCCUGCUGCGUUCCAGCAAUUAGCCUCAAGCAUGAACUUGCCUACUUCUGCGCAUCGCUCACAGAAAAGAAGACAUGAAAUUGACGAUGAAACGGAAACCUCUAGUCGACAUGGCGGCCGGGACGUAGCUAUGGACCGAAGUCCAACGCCGGAACGCCCUAAGCGUGGGGCACCUAAGCGAGCAAAGAUCAACUCUGCAAGUAACUCAAAAGAUGACAAGGGGGGGAAAGAAAAUAGUUCGUUGGGCUCAGAUAAUGAUGUCGACGUCGGCGUUCUCCUUGCGAGUUUACCACCGCAAUCACUACUUCCUCUGCUUAAUUCCAUGCUUAGUGCUCAGCCAUCACUUAAAUCCCUUAUACUACCUCUGAUACCCCGUCCAACGCUGGAUACAGCUAUACAAGCUCUGGAGCAAUCAGCUCGAAAACUUCGGGAAGCAUAUCCUUAUUCCAACCCGUCAUCCUUUGCGCUAGGGUCAUCAUCAACGACUUCUUUUGGUUUUGGAUCUGGAAUCACAAACUAUAGAACACCAGUCGGCGGCCCACCUGAUGGUGGCAUGCGAGAGUCAUAUAUCCUAUCACGUCUACGACCAGCCAUACAUGAGUUCGUGUCCGCCUCCAUGUCAUAUGUGCCAUAUUUUUCCUAUGCAUCCCCUUCAUUGCCGUUGCACGUUGAUUCCGGCGCUUCGUCACAAUCGCUCUCUGCAGCCCUUCAGCUUCAACAUAAAGACAGGUCUCAUCCGUCAGAGACUUUUCUCUUCCUUUCGGCUCUCAGCAACCAUAUCCUUUCUCAACCAUCCCUGACACAAUCAUCUCUCGCCCCUCUGUUACUACCCCGGCUGAUUCAGGAGUGGCGAGCCUGGAUAGAUCGGAUAGAUGAAGUUGUGAACCAACAGGGGGGGAUGUUCGGAGUGGAUACCGUCAGAAGUUGGGAAAAGGGGUUGGACGAGUUUGCCGAGGCGAAAGGUCCUGAGGGAUGGCAGGACAUGCGAAAGGUGCGAGAUCAGUGGGUAAGCAAGGUCGGCUGGCUGGUGGGUAGGAAUGUUCUACACCUAAUGGAGGAGGAACUCUGA